This is a messenger RNA of Polyodon spathula (Mississippi paddlefish), 4863 nucleotides long. RefSeq names its product proline dehydrogenase 1, mitochondrial-like. Gene Ontology annotation, cellular component: mitochondrion. The coding region runs from base 115 to 1995 and encodes 626 amino acids. The record is from RefSeq and is a predicted model, not a curated record. Lineage: Eukaryota; Metazoa; Chordata; Actinopteri; Acipenseriformes; Polyodontidae. Gene Ontology annotation, molecular function: FAD binding; proline dehydrogenase activity. The transcript has 14 exons.
UGCUACUUAUGUGUGACUAAGCUGUUCAAUACGGUUAUUGUUGGCGUAAAUCGAGCAUCAAUCCGUGUGGGUACUGCUUCGUUAUAAUUGCACAGGACAGCAUCUCCAAACUUAAUGUCUUACACUAAACUAGCUUCAGCCCUCAGAGCGGGUUCCGAUAUCUGCUUGACCCGAGCAGUAAUCUCCUGCAGGCUCCGGUCCACGGUCGCGUCUCCUCGAACCAAACCGAGCUCUGAGAGUCAGGAUCAGCCGAUUGAUGCAACCAGAUCGGUGCUGAAGAAGGCGGCAGCCCAGGUAGAUCACAUUUCCCAGACAGAAAAUGCGUGGUCCAAGUCUGAGGUGUUUAUCGACUUUGAAAAUACCAAGGAAGCGUACAAGAGCAAAGAGACGUCGGAGCUAUUGAGAAGUUUGCUGGUUUUUAGGCUGUGCUCUUUUGACUUCCUGGUGGACAAGAACAAGGAGCUGAUAAACCUUAGCAAAAAGGUCCUGGGGAAUAGGCUGUUUGAGCAGCUGAUGAAGAUGACCUUUUACGGGCAGUUUGUGGCCGGAGAGGACCAGGAAGCCAUCAAGCCCCUGGUCAGGAGGAACCGUGCAUUCGGGGUGGGCUCUGUGCUGGACUACGGUGUGGAAGAGGACCUGACGCAGGAGGAGGCUGAGAAGAAGGAGAUGGAGUCGUGUGUCUCUGAGGCUGAAAAAGAGAACCAUGGGGUGGAUCACAGAGAGAAGAAGUACAAGGCUUAUCGGCGGUUUGGCGACCGGCGUGGGGGGGUUAUAAGCGCCCGCACUUAUUUCUACGCAGACGAGGCCAAGUGUGACCAACACAUGGAGACCUUCCUCAAGUGCAUCGAAGCCUCGGGUGGAAGUUCAGAAGAUGGCUUUUCUGCUAUUAAGCUGACUGCUUUGGGGAGGCCACAGUUCUUGCUCCAGUUUUCUGAGGUGUUGGUGAAAUGGAGACGGGUCUUUCACCUGUUGGCAGCAGACCAGGGGAAAGCAGGGCUUUCAGCUCUAGACAUCAAGCUGGAAAUGAAGCAGCUGCAGGAGAGUCUUGCAAAACUUGGGCUGGGAGCUAAAGAUGAAACGCAGAACUGGUUCACUGGAGAGGAUCUGGGCAUGUCUGGCACUGUAGAUCUGUUGGACUGGAACAGCCUGAUUGACAGCAGGACCAAGAUCUCAAACCUGCUGGUGGUCCCAAACCUGGAGACUGGCCAGCUGGAGCCCCUGCUCAACAAGUUCACUGACGAGGAGGAGAUGCAGAUGAAGAGGAUGCUGCAGAGAAUGGACGUCCUCGCUAAGAAAGCUUUACAGCACGGCGUGCGGCUGAUGGUGGACGCAGAGCAGACCUAUUUCCAGCCGGCCAUCAGCAGACUGACCCUGGAGAUGCAGCGGAAAUUCAACAUGGAGAAACCCACCAUCUUCAACACCUACCAGUGCUACCUCAGGGAGGCCUAUGAUAAUAUGUCGCUGGAUGUGGAGCUGUCUCGCCGCGAGGGCUGGUACUUUGGUGCCAAGCUGGUACGAGGUGCCUACAUGGACCAGGAGAGGAACAGAGCGGCAGAGAUUGGCUACGCAGAUCCCAUUAACCCAGACUACGAGGCGACCAACCAAAUGUACCACAGAUGCUUGGAUUAUGUUCUCGAAGAGAUCAAACACCAUAGGAAGGCCAAUGUGAUGGUGGCAUCGCACAAUGAAAACACUGUCAAGUUCACUCUACAGAGGAUGAAUGAAUUGGGGAUCCAUCCGUCGGAAAACAAGGUCUACUUUGGCCAGCUGCUGGGAAUGUGUGAUCAGAUCAGCUUCCCUCUGGGCCAGGCCGGGUAUCCAGUGUACAAGUACGUGCCGUACGGCCCUGUGAACGAGGUCCUGCCCUACUUGUCCAGGCGAGCCCAGGAGAACCGAGGGAUCAUGAAGGGGUCCCAGCGGGAGAGGCUGCUGCUCUGGACUGAACUCCAGCGCCGGCUGCUGAGCGGAGAGAUCUUCUACAAGCCUGUCUACUGAGGAGAGCACUGGGGGAAAUAGCACUGCUGUUCAUUCCUUUCCUUGUAAACUUGCCAGUACUGAGUUUCCUCCAAGAGUCCCGGAUCAUUGUAAUAAUGAACCGGAACCCGGUCUGUUCGUUCCGGGCAAUUCCAGUACAGGUUUUUGUUUUGACCAGUUUCUUCGCAGUUAUAAUGAUGAUUUAUUUAUUUAAUUAAAUCUCUAUUAAUUGACAGUUGUUAUUUGUGUAGGGAUAUGAAUAGUUGUGUAGCCUGCAUUGUCAGGUAUAUUAAUUACCACUGGCUGAAUGUCCAGGAUUGACUUUAAGUACACUGGAAAGAUGACAAAAUAAUGAACUGCCUCGUUUGGAACAAAACCCUGAGUGGCGUUGCCCACAGUGCCCAGAUUUAGGCCGGUGCAAUAGGAACAGCGAAGGAUUCAGACAUGAUUUGAAGAGCUCUUGACACAUUUUAAGGAAACCACUUGUUGAAUCACUUUGAUCCCUCUCCGUUUUAAUGAAACUCAUUUCCUGCAUGGUUGCUCAGCGAUUGGACAAGCCAACUCUUACACAGACAUGCUUAGAAAUCCCUGUGAUAUUAUCACAGAGCAGAUGGUUGCUAAAAAAAACAGCAUUGAGAGGUGGCGCCAAAUGCUUUUAAGGUGUCCGGGACAGACCUGUUAAGCUAAUCUUUGCAGUCCAUUAACUAAGAGCUGAGUGUGCUGAAGGCUCCUUCUGCUUGGUAACAUACACCCUCUUUCUUGAUGUCCAAAUUAUCCGAUAUAAGUAUAUAAGAUAAAGCCAGCAUAUUGGUUUUAGAUAAUGUGUGACUGCAAAGGAUUGGUAUUGAUAAAGAGGGAAAAUUACAUUGCAGUGUAACUUAGCUUGGAAACCCUGCAGUUUCACUGCUAAUCCACAGAGCAGAGGACGAAGGAGGGAUCAUUAAAACCAGUAAAGCUGUACUGGGAAGUGAGUUUCUUUCGAUCCCACACUCCAAACAGGGUGUUAUUAGAACUGAUAUCAGGAUAGCCUAUUUGGAUUAAUUGGUAGAUAUCCUGUGUUCUCAAUUAUUGGCUGCCACAUUAUAGUUUUUAAAUACAUGUACCCUUGCAGGCAAGAGCCAUACACAAUGUCUAGUGCUGCUUGGAGGAAACAAAAUGCUGUCCUUUGUAUGUGCUGUGUUGUCUGUCUUUGUUUUUUUUUUUAAACAGAGAUACAAAUGUAUUUAAAAUGAACAGUAUAACAUGCUUCGUAUUGCCCCUGUAGGCCAGGGCGUGAUGUUCAGUAUGCUGUAGUGAUCACUACCUACCAGGGGAGAGGGUUAGAAGCCCGCUCUUCUGCUCCAGUUGCUAUAUAGCCCUUUGGAUUUCUUGGGUGUUGAGCGGUAAUGUUAAUGUAGCUAACCUGGCUUGUUUAGAAGCUCUCUUUGGUUUUAACCAGUGGGCUGUAAGAGUUGUAAUCCUGGGGAUACUCUUGAAUGUUAUUGUCUUGUGGCACUGUUUUAGAAAUAACUACAGAGGAGAUGACAGUCUUCUGAGUGAAUGAAAAGCAAAAGGUUCCAGGUGUUCCACCAGUGAGGAAGACUGUAGUCUCCAAGUACACUGCAUGUUGCCAGCAGCUAUACCUGUUACAUGGCAAGCGAUUUGCUCUCUCCCUGUUUUAAGAUCCUGGCUGAAAAUCGUCAAAGUGCUGCUUUUGCUCGGAGUCUGACUUGGAGUCUGGUUGCAGGCUGCAGUUGCUACAGGUCCUUUGGGAAGCAUGUUUAUCCAAACUGGACUGUAUUAUCACAGGAUAACCAGGAUCCAAGUGGAAGUGGUGGACAGAGAGAAUCCACUUGUUGGGUAAUGUGGGUGUGGCCACAGCUGCCAGCACUGUCUUGAUGUGUCUUUUUAACUCUUAGUGUUGCUUCAAAUGUCACCUUAUGAGGGUGAUUUUGCUGUUCAUGUAUGUAUUUAUAUAUUUCUUUCUAUAGUUCAGUGUUAACUUGUGCUUGGUUCUGCUUCCAUGUUGUGCAGACGCAAGCUGCUUUUGUAAAUAAUCAAACUGUGUUAAUGGUGUUUGUUUUAAAUAAAGGCCGACCUUGGCAAUCAAUAUGCCAGAGAAAGCACUUUCCAUUGGCAAAACACGGCCAUCAGAUCGCAUGUGUUCAGUCCGACGCGUCAUUUAAACCGGAGUGGCAGCUUCUAAUUGGUUAUAUUUCAGAAUUAAGUGCGAAGCAGCAGUUUUCUGUUUACUGUUCACCCUGAGUGGCAAUUCAUGAAUUAGCCAGCCUUUUAGUCAUGCGUCUACACAGUUCCUGUUCUGCUGUUAAUCAAAUAAGUAAUAUGUUUUGGAAAGCCAGUCGCAAGAGCAGUUCUCUCCCCGUGCCAAGCCAAUUCCUAACCCCUCGUUUAACUCUCAAAGGUGGGGUUUGUGCCGAAUUGGACAGUGGCCAGUUUCUGGGCAAGGAGCAGAUUGUAAAUGCAAAUCGCUUGUUUGUUUUAAAAGGGAAUUGGUGGUGAAGAUUUGAUGGGGUGAAUUCUUCUGUUUAGAAGUGGUAAGGAUGUUUAAAUGCCAAGCGAUGUAUUUUGGUCAGAGCAUGGUAAAUGAAAGUGGGAGUGUUUGAAGUCAGCCUGUCAGUCAGUUUGCAAGGUGAAUUCAAGUGCUGUGCUAUUGUUAGACAUGGUGGACUGUGAUGUAAAAACAUUAUAUUGUUCAGGGUUCAUAGCUCUCUGACAUCGAGACACAUUCUUAUAAAUGUUUGACACAAAAAUCCAGUUUCUGUAAUUAAUCCUGAGGUUCAGAUUGUGUCAGUAUUUUAUUCAGUACUGACAGCAAAGGGGCCUUUUAAUGAGGUGUUUAUAUUUAGUGUUAUAAACCCUCCCUGGUGAUUUAUGGUGCAGUGGGUGAAU